AUGAAAGUACUGGUGGUUUUAUCCGCUGCUCUAGCGCUCACAGUCGCUAUUCCUCAAAGAAAGCUUUCCUUAAAGCCUGAGGGUUUAGAUGACCAACAAACUGCUGAGCAGAAUUACAACAACUACCCACAACAAGACUAUAGGCAGCAACAACAAGAAUACAGACAGCAACCACAGGAAUACAGACAGGCGAAACCGAUUGAAGAUUUCAGACCAAAGGUUCAAAUAGAGACCACUACAUUCAUUCCUAUCAUCCACUUCGACAAGGAACAAGGCACUGAUGGCAGCUACAAAACCUCGUAUGAAACCGGUAACAAAAUCCACGCUCAAGAAGAAGGUUAUCUUAAAUCAUUUGGUGAGAACGAAGACCAAGUUUCAGCGUUGGUACAACAAGGCUCUUACUCUUACACCGCACCAGAUGGCCAGAUCAUCACCGUAGAGUAUACUGCUGAUGAACAUGGCUUCAGAGUUAAGGGUGACCACAUCCCAACCCCUCCCCCAAUCUCUCCUGAAAUUCAAAAGGGUCUUGACUUGAUUUACGCUGGAAUUAAGGCUAACCAGGAGCGUAACGCUUUGGAACUUAAAAACAAUCCUGAGUCCGCCCGGUCACUUGAAGACAAAGCAGCCCUCGACUAUAAAGGUCUCUACUACCAGCAU
This is a messenger RNA of Brenthis ino (lesser marbled fritillary), 657 nucleotides long. Lineage: Eukaryota; Metazoa; Arthropoda; Insecta; Lepidoptera; Nymphalidae. The record is from the annotation of a GenBank genome assembly.